Messenger RNA from Polypterus senegalus (gray bichir), 4935 nucleotides. RefSeq names its product insulin receptor substrate 1 (gene irs1). The transcript has 2 exons. The coding region runs from base 703 to 3945 and encodes 1080 amino acids. Gene Ontology annotation, biological process: insulin receptor signaling pathway. The record is from RefSeq and is a predicted model, not a curated record. Gene Ontology annotation, molecular function: phosphatidylinositol 3-kinase binding; insulin receptor binding. NCBI's taxonomy places the organism in Eukaryota, Metazoa, Chordata, Cladistia, Polypteriformes, Polypteridae. Gene Ontology annotation, cellular component: cytosol; plasma membrane.
GCAUUGAGAUUCGUCACGUGUUUUUCUCCUUUAGAGUGUGAUUGAAUCGGAGGGGUUGUACGCACACAAACACAGCGUCUUGUUUUGGUACUGUAUGAAACGGAUCGUGUGGACGAAAUAUACAUAAAAAUAAUAAUAAAACGUUCAACAAGGAGAAGAGGAAACCAAUAUCUCAAACUGGAUUUUACCUUUGUGCAGUGGCGUCCUUUUUUUCUGAGUAGCCGAAGACUGUUUUGUUUUCUUUUUUUGUGGCUGGAAUUGCCACUCUCCUUUCCAGCGCUAAAUGGGGUCGCAAACGGACUGGGCUUGUUUUGAUGAACGUGCGUUUGUAAACUCCGGAGCUGAGACGAAGAGGUGCGUUUGUUUGAAUCUAUAAUUACUCCUUUACCUCGAUCGCUUAUUUCUUUCUUAUUUUUUGAAGAGGGCCGUUACUUUCUGAGAGAAGCAUUUCGAGAGCGUGUUGAUUGUGGGGUGUAACGAAUUGCUGUCGAAAGAAGAAAAAAGCGCCUGGACUGAAGCAGCAGAUAAAAAGAGAGAGAAGCAAGUCUCCCGAUCGCGCUUGUUUUGGCGACUUCCCAUGUAGCGACUUUCGGCACAUGCACUUUUGCAUCUUUUAUUAUAUUUACUCUUGCUUAUUCUGAUCGUUUUCUUGCUUAUGAAGAGUACUUAAUACUUUGCAUCUGCCCUCUUCCUCCUGCCACCAUGGCGAGUCCGACAGCAGAGACGGAUAAUUUUUCGGACGUCAGAAAGGUGGGCUAUUUGAGAAAGCCUAAAAGCAUGCACAAGAGAUUUUUUGUCCUGCGAGCGGCCAGCGUCUCGGGACCCGCCAGGCUUGAGUACUAUGAGAAUGAGAAGAAAUGGAGGCACAAGUCGGCCGCCCCCAAAAGGUCCAUCCCCUUGGAGAACUGCUUCAACAUCAACAAGAGGGCGGACUCCAAAAAUCGGUACCUGGUGGCCCUCUACACGAAAGACGAAUACUUUGCCAUUGCAGCCGACAGUGAGCAAGAGCAGGACGUAUGGUUCCAGUCCCUGGUGGACUUGCACAACCGUGGUAAAGUGCACGAUUCGGGCGCUGGGCUCGGGGACGGCGAUGACAGCUACGGGGAUGCCACGCCAGGACCGGCGUUCAAAGAAGUCUGGCAAGUCAUCCUAAAACCCAAGGGCCUUGGGCACACCAAAAAUCUGAUUGGCAUUUACAGGCUGUGCCUCACCAAUAAGACCAUCAGCUUUGUCAAACUGAACUCUGAUGCUGCUGCUGUGGUACUGCAACUCAUGAACAUUCGCAGAUGUGGACAUUCAGAAAAUUUUUUCUUCAUCGAGGUGGGUCGCUCUGCUGUCACCGGGCCCGGGGAGUUCUGGAUGCAAGUGGAUGACUCUGUAGUGGCCCAGAACAUGCAUGAGACAAUCCUUGAGGCCAUGAAAGCCAUGAGUGAAGAGUUCCGUCCCCGUAGUAAAAGCCAGUCGUCUUCCAACUGCUCCAACCCGAUUUCUGUGCCUCUUCGAAGACACCAUAUUAACAAUCCUCCUCCCAGCCAAGUAGGACUCAUUAGGCGGCCUCGGACUGAAAGCAUUACAGCAACUUCACCUGCAGGUCCAGGUAAGCAUGGCAGCUCAUUUAGGAUGAGGGCCUCCAGUGAUGGAGAAGGAACUAUGUCUAGACCAACAUCAGUUGACGGGAGCCCAGUGAGCCCUAGCACAAGCCGGACACACUUGCAUAAGCAUAGAGGGAGUUCCCGGCUUCAUCCACCUUUGAACCACAGUCGUUCGAUUCCUAUGCCAUCAUCACGUUGUUCUCCAUCUGCAACAAGCCCUGUUAGCUUAUCAUCUAGCAGUACUAGUGGUCAUGGGUCCACCUCGGAUUGCCUUUACCCACGGCGGUCUAGUGCUUCAGUGUCUGGCUCGCCCAGUGAUGGAGGGUUCAUUUCAUCUGAUGAGUAUGGUUCUAGCCCUUGUGAUUUUAGAAAUUCAUUUAGGAGUGUGACCCCAGACUCUCUGGGUCACACCCCUCCUGCCCAGGAAGAAGAGCUAAAUAAUUACAUUUGCAUGGCCAAACCCAGUAUUUUGCCAAAUGGACAGUACAGCAAGAGUCAACAACGUUUUACACCCUCUCGAGCAGAAGAAGCGGACUUGGACAAGAGUUUCAGGAAAAGGACACACUCAUCAGGUGCCUCUCCACCAACCGUUUCCCACCAAAAGGCAGAUCCCUCCCAAGCAGCUACUACAUCUUUGGAUGAAUAUACUGAAAUGAUGCCAAGUUAUCCAUGUGGUCGCUUAUCAACUUAUCGACAUUCUGCUUUUGUGCCUACCCACUCAUAUCCAGAGGAGUGCAUUGACCUUCAUAUUGAUGGAAGUCGAGUAAAUCAUGCAGAUGAUGGCUAUAUGCCUAUGUCUCCAGGUGUGGCACCUGUGCCUAAUAAAAGUGAUGAUUACAUGCCAAUGAGCCCCAAAAGCAUAUCUGCACCUCAGCAAAUUAUUAAUCCAAGGCAGCAUUCGAGAGUGGACUCAAAUGGGUAUAUGAUGAUGUCACCUAGUGGUAGCUGCUCUCCUGACAAUGCAAACUAUGGAAAGUUAUGGACCAAUGGUGCUAACCCCAAACUUUCAGUGGAAAGCAAUGAUGGAAAGGUGUCUUGCAGUGAUUAUAUCAACAUGUCUCCUGCCAGUGGAUCAACAACCAGUACUCCUCCAGACUGCUAUUUCAACACUGUUGAUGAGCCAGUAAAGUCAGUUUGCUCCUAUUUUUCUUUACCUCGCUCUUUUAAGCACAGUCAGAGGAAAAAUGAUGACAGGCAGUUGCAUGUCUCAGUGAGCUCUGGUCUUCUUGCUUAUGGAGAGGAUUCCUCUUCAUCUACUAGCAGUGAUAGUAUAGGAGGCCAGGUUAAUGGCAAACAUACUGGCAAGCCAAAGAAAGUUGAUGCCUAUACACACAUUAAAGGGAAGCUUUUACGUCCAACAAGACUAUCUCUUGAUAACAACAAAGCUAGCACUCUUCCACGGACUCGAGAACACCCCCUUCCACCUGAGCCCAAAAGUCCUGGUGAAUAUGUCAAUAUAGAAUUUAAUGAAAAAUCUUACUCAUUAAGUUCUGCCUCACUCUUCUCUCCAGUGUAUACAGAAGAGCCUUCAGAGAGGCAAAUGGAAAACUCUUCAGAGUACAUGAAUAUGGAUUUGGGGACGCACAUUAGCAAAACAAACUAUACUGCAGCAUCUUCAUCCAAUUCAUCGCACUAUGCAAGCUCAGCCAACACGGCCACUACCACUACUGCUGGUACUGCUACAAUCAGGCCGAGCAGAGGAGGCCAGCAGAACUGUGAUUAUGUGAGUAUGCAGUUAAAUUCUUCCUGUAUAGACUAUAAAGAAUCACCAGCAGUGCUUAAUUACUCGGAUGUGGGCUGUGUAGCUGCUAAAACGCCUGUCCGCUCCAUUUCUCCAACCUUCACUUCUGCUUCAUUAAAUGGUGUUGCAAAUGGAGCCUGUGGAAGUUUACUUGUCCCAUUGUCCGGGAAUAGUGCUUUUACCAGAAUAAAUUCAAGUCCAAAUCGGAACCAGGGUGCCAAGGUGAUCCGUGCCGAUCCCCAGGGUCGGAGGCGGCACAGUUCAGAGACCUUUUCCUCAACGCAAGCUGCUAGUAGUAGCCUGAAUCUUUCCCAUGCGGAGGAUGUGAAAAGGCAUAGCUAUGCAUCUUUUGAAAAUGUUUGGCUCAAACAAGGGGAGACUGGAAGAAAAGAGCAGCUGUUAAACACUGCCGCUGCUUUUGAAAAUGGUCUAAAUUACAUUGAUCUGGACUUGGUCAAGGAUUUUAACAAUCAAGAAUGGACCUCCCUCCAGUCUAAAUCCCCUAAUCAGCCUUGUGGAAGUAACUCGGGUGAUGAUUUAAGCGCGUAUGCAAGCAUCAGCUUUCAAAAGCCAGAUGAUGCAAGGAACAGUCCAGUAAAAAGAGAAGAAUGACAACCUUACAAAACCCAGCAUACUCCAGUGAUGGAACUCCAUACUGCAUAUCCUUUCUAUGCCAUAACCAGGACCUCCUUUAAGUUAAUGGUACAACAUGUUUGGGUUACAUUGUUUACUUAGUAUAACCUCAGGACUUAGCUGAAUGAACUGCACAUUUUUUUGCCAAACAAAUAGCACUGUGACAACCUGUUUACCAUCUGCCACGUAUCCUCAGUAUUUCUUAUGGGAUUUCAACAGAAAUCUCCUGCUGUAUACCUAACACCAGGUCACUAUGUGAUCAGGUAUACUGUAACACAUAAAUGGACACUCUGUUUUGUUUGUUUUAAUUCAUUUGCUGCUGAAUACUCUUAAGAAUCAUUCUUGUAAAUUAUUGAAUAUAGAACUGUCUAAUGUUUGUCUGAGAAGUAUUAAAUAUUUAACAUUUCAUACUUUAUAUCAAUAUCUUUUUUGCAAUGAAAUAACUUUGAACACAUCAUUUGUUGGUGUGUUUCAGAUUUUAUGUUCUGUUCUGAACAGAGGGGGAAAAUACUUAAAUUUUAGUAUAUUAAAAUAGAGAGUAGUAAAACUCAUGAUUUAAAGAUGUAGCUAUGAAAUGGUAUAUCUCAACUGAUAAACACACAGGGGUAUGUAUACACCUGUUUGCUUGUUCAGUCACUUUUACCAUGUUGUUAAUGUUGAACUGAAUUCUUGCAAUUUGAAUUUUGUACUGUUGUAUUCUUGUAUAAUAAUAGGCUACAUUAACCUGAAUGAAUCUGAAUUUCCAUGGUACCUUGCAUCCAUCCAUUGCACAAAAGUGAAACAAAAGAAUGACUAACAGGCUUUAACCAUGUCUUCCAUUGUAUAUAAUGUACAGAAAAUGCAAAUAAAUAAUACUGUUUGAACUCUGCAAGACAGAACUCACCUUGGGAUAAACAAUGUGGUGUUUGUAAAUUGUAGAAAUCUCUUUCUGUAAGUAAUAAAGUAGAAAAUGUUUAUCUUUUUCUUGUA